Molecule: messenger RNA, 2720 nt
Organism: Triplophysa rosa
Lineage: Eukaryota; Metazoa; Chordata; Actinopteri; Cypriniformes; Nemacheilidae
Product: E3 SUMO-protein ligase ZBED1-like
Exons: 3
Coding region: 197-2200 (667 amino acids)
Molecular function (GO): DNA binding; protein dimerization activity
Source: RefSeq, a predicted model, not a curated record
AACAUCCCCGGCUUCAACUUUAUGUUUCAAUUGGAAAUAUAUCAACUAGUGCUGCACGAUUAAUCACAUCGCAAUCGCAAUCGCGAUGUCAGCCUAUGCGAUUACAUGACGGCAAAAAUUGCGAUUAUAUUAAAGAAACAAGUGCAUUCGUGGACGUGACAAUACAUCCAUUCGAAGUGAUGUAUGCCCAUUUUCUAUGCGAGAAAAAAAACGAGUUGUCUUGUGUGGCGGUGGCGCGUGUGCUUGGUCACGUGACUUGCGGGGCGCCGUGUGGAGACGGGAGAAAAUGGAUACGGAGCAGGCCGACACUGAACUAGUGCCCAGAAAAAAUGCUACCUCUGUUAUUUGGCAAUAUUUUGGCUUCAGGAUAUCAGACACUGAGCAGAGAGAGGUACUGUGCAGAAUUUGCAAAACUAAAGUUGCUACAUCUCGUGGCAACACGACAAAUUUAUAUCAGCACCUGAAACAACACAGAGAAAAGUAUGAUGAAUGCAUGACGGUAAAAGCCAAGAGUAGUAAAGAGACCGAACAAAACAAAGCACAACCUGCGAGCAGAACAAAACAACACAUAAUUACAGAUGUGUUUGCGAGUGUCACGCCAUAUGACAAGACAUCGCAAAGAUAUAAAGAAAUCACUGACUCCAUCACGCACUGCUUGGCAAAAGACAUGAUGCCCAUAUACACCGUUAGCAAAGAGGGAUUUCAGAAAAUGAUUCGCACAUUGGACAAGAGAUACCAGCUGCCCUCGCGAAACUAUUUCUCUCAAGUUGCAAUACCUGAGCUUUACAAUAAGUGCCGUAGCGAGGUUCAACUAGAAAUAUCUACGGUGAAAUUCUUUUCAACCACUACGGACCUUUGGUCAAGCAGGACGACGGAGCCAUAUAUUAGCCUAACUGUACACUUUGUCGACGAGGAGUUUGAACUGAAAAGCCGUUGCCUGCAAACAUCCUAUUUCCCUGACGACCACACGGGAGAGAACAUAGCCGCGGGUUUGAGAGAGGCACUGGCUGCAUGGGACCUCUGUGAGAAUGCUCAGGUCGCUGUCACUACAGACAACGGCAGUAACAUCGUCAAAGCGGUGGCGCUUAAUCACUGGAUUAGGUUCCAGUGCUUUGGGCAUAGACUUCAUCUGGCCAUCGAAAAUGCGCUGAAAGAUAAUGCACAAUGCAUUAGCAGGGCUACUGGGAUAUGUAGAAAGAUUGUGGGCCACUUCUCCCAUAGCUGGAAGAAAAGAGUGGCCUUGAAGGAAGCCCAAAGAGAACUCAACCUCCCAGAGCAUGCCAUGGUGACAGACUGCUCAACGCGAUGGGGUUCCACUCAGAAGAUGAUAGCUAGAGUCCUGGAGCAGCAAAAUGCCUUGUCCAAGGUUCUCUCUGCAGACCGCAAAGUGCGACACCUACUGCCCACAUGGCAGGACCUGGAGGUCCUGGAAUCUGUGAACAAGGCACUCAGCCCACUCCAGGACUUCACGGAUGCCCUGUCAGGUGAACGAUAUGUAAGCAUAUCUUGUGUGAAACCUACUCUGCAUCUUCUGAACACCUCAGUGCUAGCUGAAGAGGAAGAGGACACUAACCUGACCAAAUCACUGAAAUCAAAAAUUCUGGCCUACCUCAACAAGAAAUAUGAAGACAGUGACACACAGGACCUGCUAAACAUGUCUUCGUUCCUAGACCCAAGGUUUCGAACACAAUACAUCGCUGCAGAGGAGACCCAGACCUUAAAGGAACGAGUAAUCUCGGAGUUGAUAGACAUUCACCAGCAGCAGCCUGUAGCCCAAAGUACUGCAGCGAUGGAGGAUAGCCUGGAACUGGAUGUAGAAAGUCCACCUGCUGCUAAAUCCAGGAAAAAAAACCUGGCCAGUUUCUUUAAGAAAACCACAAGCACAACAUCAACAGCAUCAUUUGAUCCCAUGGUGCUGUUUAGAGAAGCAGUAGCUGCUGAACUUAAUGCUUACAUUUACAUGCCAUGUGUUGUAGACCAUGAAGAAGAUCCACUGAAAUGGUGGAAGAGUUACAAAAUAAACUUCCCUAGGCUAUGCAAACUAGCACAGAAAUAUCUGUGCACACAAGCAACAAGCUCUGCAUCAGAGAGAGCUUUUAGCACUAGUGGUAAUGUUGUAUCGAAUCAUCGCUCCUGUCUGAAACCAGACAAGGUAGAUAUGCUUGUUUUUUUGGCAAAGAACCUCUCAAGCACUAAAUAGAAUGUUUUAGAACGAGGAUUUGAAUGUACAACCAGUUGGUCAUUUAAAGUAACAACAAAGAUUAUAGAGGUUUAAGUUUUGAACCACACUUUUAUAUCCAGUUUCUUUUUUCAAAAGAGUUUAUACAAGUAUGUGUUACAUCCUGCUUAAAUGUCCGUUUGUUGGGAUUAUUUUCCUAAAAAUCUGUAUAUCCGUAUUUAUGUUCUAUUUGUUUUAUUUACCUGUACUGUUGAGAAAAUAUAUUUUUAAGUUAAUUUAUUCAGCAAUGCAAAGAUGUUACUGUUAUUUAAUUUGAUAACAUUUUAUUUUAAUUUGAAAACUUUGUGCAUUUCUAGUUCUUGUUGCUAGUUUGUACUGUAUAUCUCAGUUGAGAAAUACAAAUUUCAGCAUUUUCAGUUAUCUGUGUGCAUUUUCCUUGAUAACAACCAAGUUGACUCUUUACACCCAGUUUAUCGUAUCGCAAUCGCACAUCGCAAUUUUUACCUCAAUAAUCGCAAUGUGACAUUUUCCUCAAAUCGUG